This is a messenger RNA of Cynara cardunculus var. scolymus (artichoke), 2620 nucleotides long. Its product is annotated as S-linalool synthase-like. NCBI's taxonomy places the organism in Eukaryota, Viridiplantae, Streptophyta, Magnoliopsida, Asterales, Asteraceae. Gene Ontology annotation, biological process: diterpenoid biosynthetic process. Gene Ontology annotation, molecular function: magnesium ion binding; terpene synthase activity. The coding region runs from base 1 to 2532 and encodes 843 amino acids. The transcript is spliced from 11 exons. The record is from RefSeq and is a predicted model, not a curated record.
AUGGCGUCUUCAUUGACCACAAUUGAAGCUUUAGUAGCCAAGCUGAAGGAGGAGAUGUUUUCAAAACAGAAAAAUGACCAUCAUCUUCACUACUCGUUCAUUUCACCUUCUGCUUAUGACACUGCAUGGUUAGCCAUGAUUCCCAACCCACAUGAACUUAAUACACCUUUGUUUAAGGGUUGCAUUGAAUGGUUACUCAAUAACCAAAAUGAACAAGGGUAUUGGGGAGAAUCAGCGAAUGGUGAUCUUCCCACCAUUGAUGCACUUCCUGCUACUCUUGCUUGCAUCGUUGUGCUCCAAAAAUGGGGAAUCGGUGCCAAAAACAUAGAAAAAGGUUUGGAAUUUAUACAUGCAAACAUGGAGAAGAUUCUUCAUGAUCAUCAUUGUCUUCUUCCUCGAUGGUUCUUCAUUGUUUUCCCAGCAACCAUUGAACUUGCAAAAGCCUCAGGUCUUGAGCUCAAGUUUUCUGAUCACAUGAAAUCACUCAUUUCUCAGAUUUGUGCCGAAAACCAACAAAUCCUUGGCAUGGAAGCCAUGGUUGAUAAAUGCCACUACCCUCCAUUGCUGGCCUACUUAGAGACGUUUCCAUCAAUGGGGCUCAAGGUUGACCAAGAGACCAUAACAGAGCAUUUGAGUAAAGAUGGCUCACUUUUUCAAUCACCCUCGGCUACCGCACAGGCAUACAUUUCUACUGGAAAUAAAAAAUGCCUUGAUUAUUUGAUAUCACUUGUUCAAAAGUAUCCCAAUGGAGUUCCACAAAUAAUGGAUGAACAACUAGUUGAACUCAGCAUGGUUGAUCAAGUGCAGAGGCUAGGCUUAUAUGAGUAUUUUACUGAUGAGAUUGACAACAUCCUCAAAAACGUUUACAGAAGUUACAUGGACCAAGAACUGGUGCAAGAAAACAAGAACUUCAUACCAGCAAAAUUGUACAAGGACUCGCUGGCAUUUCGACUUUUUCGGCUGCAUGGGUUUAAUAUUUCUCCAAAGACCUUUUGUUGGUUCUUAUACGAUGAAGAAAUAUUGGAUCAUUUGGAAAACAACUGUGGACGGUUCACAAGUUUACUAUAUACUGUUUAUAAGGCAACAGACCUUAUCUUCUUUGGAGAAAAUGAAGCAGAAGAGGCCAGAUCAUUUUCCAUGAAAAUGCUUCAGAAAAUUUCAACUAUGAAAAACAUAGUCGAUGAUGAUGUGGUCAUACUGCCCAAUUUAUCCAAAGUGAUUGAGGAAGAGCUCAGCGUACCGUGGAUCGCUAGACUUGAUCAUCUUGAUCAUAGGAUGUGGAUUGAACAAAACAAACAAGGACCAAUGUGGAUCGGGAAAGCUUCCUUUUAUAGGUUAUCAUGUGUUCAUAGUAUGGGGCUAAUAGAACUUGCUGUGGAAAACUAUGCAUUCAGGCAAAUGAUUUACCGAAAUGAAUUGAAGGAACUAAAAAGGUGGUCCAAGGAGUGGGGUCUUACCGAAAUGGGAUUUGGUCGAGAGAAGACGAUGUAUUGCUACUUCGCCGUUGCAGCUAGUACUUCUUUGCCUCAUGAUUCUAUUAUAAGAAUGCUUGUUGCAAAAAGUGCGAUAUUGAUCACAGUUGCAGAUGAUUUUUUCGAUAUGAAAGGCUCUCUCGAGGAGUUACAAGUCUUGAUUGAAGCUAUUCACAAAUGGGAUGGUAAAGCCUUAAGUGGACCUAGCAAGGUCAUUUUCGAUGUGUUGGAUGAUCUUGUGAGAUACGCUACCAACUCAUUGGUCCUUGAUGAAAAGAUUGACGUAACAGAAGAUUUUCGAGACCUUUGGAGGGAGACUUUCAACUCGUGGUUAACCGAAACUACAUGGGGAAAGAGCGGUUACAUGCCAUCAGUCGAUGAAUACCUGCAAACUGGAAUGAUUUCCAUCGCUACACAUGUCUUGGUCCUCACUUCUUCGUGUUUCUUGAAUCCAAGCUUAUCGAAGAACAAAGUGAAGCCAUCAACAUAUGAGAACAUCACACAAUCACUUAUGGCUUCCGCUCGUUUGCUCAAUGACAUUCAAAGUCACCAGAAAGAACAAGAAGAAGGAAAAAUGAACCUAGUGUUUCUUCACCUCAAAGAAAACCCAGAAGCAAGCAUAGAUGAUUCAAUUGAUCAAGCACAAAGGUUGCUUGAGUGGAAAAGGAAAGAGUUGCUCAAGCAUGUUUUCACCGAUGAUAAUAGUGAUUUUCCUAAGCAAUGGAAAUACCUUCAUCUGUCAUGCUUCAAGGUAUUUCAAAUGCUAUUUAACUCGACCAACCUGUAUGAUACAGACGCGGAACUGCAACUAGACAUAGAGAGAGCAAUUUACAUUGCUCCAGAAUAUGAUCUUUCCCAAUAUUUGAAGCCAAAAACAGCGUCGAAUCCAUUGCCAGAAAAAACAGACUUGAUUAUCAAUGCUAGAUAUCAUCAAACUCCUCUUCGAAGCUAUGGUCAUGGUCGUAUGAGCAUUAGGUGUCAUCGGCUUCCCGAUCAUGCCGUGAGAAAUGUCACCUCCAACGUGUUUAAGUCACCAGGGUUUAGCUUACGCUUCAUCUAAAAUGAUGAUUGAUAAAAUGAGUCAAGAUCAUAACCUCAAGAUAGCAAAUAGUUCUCUUGUACCUGUUGGGCAAAUCCAAAACGAAGAU